AUGCUCCUGCGGCUGUUGGCCCUGCUCUGGAGGAGGGAGGGGGCUGAUGGCCAGAGGCGGCCCGAGAGGAAGGUCCAGGAUUACAGGCUGCAAGUGCACGGCUCAGUGGCCAUGCAGGAGCGUCUAUGUGUGCUCAUGCCCUGCAGCUUCUUGCACCCCCAGGACCAAGGGUCUGACUUUACCUCAGCUCUCGGCUACUGGUUCCAGGAAGGGGCCAGUGCAGACCAGGAUGCUCCAGUGGCCACAAACAACCCAAGUUGUAAAGUGCAGGAGGAGACCCAGGGCUGAUUCCACCUCCUCGGGGACCUCCGGGACUACAACUGCUCCCUGGACAUCAGAGAUGCACAGAGAAGGGACUCGGGGACAUACUUCUUUAGGGUGGAGAGAAGGCCUUAUGUGCAAUAUAGUUACCUACAGAACCAGCUCUCCGUUCAAGUGACAGCCCUGACCCACACACCUGACAUCCUCAAGCCAGGGACCCUGGAGUCUGGCCGCCCCGAGAACCUGACCUGCUCUGUGCCCUGGGUCUGUGAGCGGGGCACGCCCCCCAUCUUCUCCUGGACGUCAGUGUCCCUCACUUCCUUGGGCCCCAGGACUCACCUCUCCUCGGUGCUCACCCUCACCCCACGGCCCCAGGACCAUGGCAGUCCCCUCACCUGUCAAGUGAUCUUGCCUGGGGCCAAAGUGACCACGAUGAGGACCAUCCACCUUGAUGUGUCCUACUCUCCGCAGAACUUGACAGCAACUGUCUCCCAAGGAAAUGGCACAGCACCCACAACCCUGGAGAAUGGCUCAUCUCUUCCAGUCCUGGAGGACCAGUCCCUGCUCCUGGUCUGUGUUGUCAAUAGCAACCCCCCUGCCAGGCUGAGCUGGGCCCGGGGGAGCCUGACCCUGCACUCCUCAAAUCCCUUGAACCCUGGGGUGGUAGAGCUGCCUCAAGUACAGGAGAAAGAUGAAGGGGAGUUCACCUGCUGAGCUCAGAACCUGGUGGGCUCCCAGCAUGUCUCCCUGAGGCUCUCCCUGCAGAAUGAGUCAUGGCUUUUUUCAGAGAGGAUGCUGGAGGCAGCUGGGGGAGCAGGUGUUAUGGCUCUGUUUUUCCUGUUUCUCUCCAUCAUCGUCAUCACAGUGAGGUCCUGCAGGAAGAAAGCCACAAGGCCAGCAGUUGGCAUCAGGAAUAUGGUCAUGGAAGGUGCAAAUGUUGUCACAAGGUCAGUGUCUCAGGGUCCCCUGAUUGAAUCCUGGGCAGGCAGCCUUCCCCCAGAUGCAGCUUCCCCCUCCUCAGGGGAGGAAGAAGAGCUCCAUUAUGCACCCCUCAGCUUUCAUGGGACAGAGCCUUGGGGCUGGCAGGAACAGGUGGCUACUGGUAUCGAGUGCUUGGAGAUCAAGAUUCACAAGUAA
Molecule: messenger RNA, 1398 nt
Organism: Zalophus californianus (California sea lion)
Lineage: Eukaryota; Metazoa; Chordata; Mammalia; Carnivora; Otariidae
Product: sialic acid-binding Ig-like lectin 8
Biological process (GO): cell adhesion
Cellular component (GO): plasma membrane
Molecular function (GO): sialic acid binding
Source: RefSeq, a predicted model, not a curated record